GUCUCUGUCAGGGUUGAGCGAUGGCAAUGGAGGCGGCGUGGUUGGCUCAGGUGACGGUGGCCCUGGCGGUCGCGGGGCUAGUCCUGGUUGCUGUCAUUGCACACAUGACUGCCCCAAAGAUGCCAAACCUUAACCGACACAAAGACGAAAAGUACUUUGUGACUGCUGAAGGCAAGAAGGAACCAGUGCCCAGUAUCCACGACCCCCCAGCACGUGAACUGUCUGUUGUUGUGCCUUCGUACAAUGAGGAAGAACGGUUACCUUCAAUGAUGAAUGAAGCUUUGCAGUAUCUAGAGAAGAGGCAGAUCCAAGAUCCUGCAUUCACGUAUGAAAUCAUUGUGAUUGAUGAUGGCAGCAGAGAUCAGACCACAAAGGUUGCCCUGAAGUACACCCAAAAAUAUGGGAGUGACAAAGUGCGAGUCCUCACACUGGUGAAGAAUCGUGGGAAGGGGGGAGCUGUCAGGAUGGGUGUCUUGAGUUCACGAGGGAAAAAAAUACUCAUGGCAGAUGCCGAUGGAGCCACAAAAUUUGAAGAUGUUGAGAAGGUCGAAAAAGGUCUUGAAAGCCUCCAACCCUGGCCUGAUCAGAUGGCCAUUGCUUGUGGCUCUCGCGCUCACUUGGAGAAAGAGUCCAUAGCACAGCGCUCUUACUUCCGAACACUUCUGAUGUAUGGAUUCCACUUCCUAGUGUGGUUCCUUUGUGUUAAGGAAAUAAAGGACACCCAGUGUGGGUUUAAACUAUUAACCAGAGAAGCCGCUUCCCGAACUUUUUCAACUCUUCACAUAGAGCGCUGGGCGUUUGAUGUAGAACUUCUUUAUAUAGCUCAAUGUUUUAAAAUACCAAUAGCAGAGGUUGCGGUCAACUGGACAGAAAUUGAAGGUUCCAAACUGGUUCCCUUCUGGAGCUGGCUACAGAUGGGCCGGGACCUUCUUUUCAUACGUCUGCGAUAUUUGACGGGUGCUUGGCAUCUUGAAACAAGAAAAAUGGACUAGGUUAUUUGCACUCACCAAAUAGAUUUUUAUAUUUCAAAAUAUAUGGAAUUAUUUCAGUGGCAUGAAAUAUGAAAAAGGCUGAGGUUACCCUUCUUUAUUGCUGCACAUUGUGAGUCUUGUUUGUUAAAUUGCCAAGAAUGUAGAUGUCCUAUAAGAUGCCUUUUCAAAAAAAAAAAUUUUUUUUUUAAAGUUUUGCACCUGGGGAUCAGUUUCAGUUUUUGGUAGCAACAUUUGAACUUUUUCCUACACCAGGAAAGUUGUCACAAAUGUUAAUAAAACCCCUAUGAACUGAUAUAAAGUCUCUCAUCACAUCCAUCCAAAACAUUCAUAGUGUGCAAAAGACUGCAGGCUUUGUUUAAGCAAGUGCGUGAUCUUUUGUGGAUCAGAUGUGGGCAAUGAAGAGGUGAAAACACUAGGUCUGCACACUUGUCCGUUUACUUGAACUGGCUACAGAAGCUUCAAAACUGUCAUGUCUAUUACGUAAUUUUUCCAUAAUGCCAUAGUCUAGGUGUGCUGAAUGUUUUGUACUUGCAUAUGACCUAGGCUGUUUGAGGGUCCAUUGAAUUAAGUGGGAAAUGUUGCAUCAGUUGAAGUCAGGUGUAAAAUGUUUGACUGAGUUGUCCAUAGGCUGUAUUUCAUCCCUGCCAAGGUACACUUGUAAGACAAAAGAUAUGCCUGAUAAUGGAAAUAAACUUCAUGGCUGGAAUUCGGAAGACAAGGAAAUGAGCGACUCUGCUAGCAUCAGUUUUUCUCCAGUAACUGUAAAAAUGUGUUUGAGGUAUUGUCAAAGGCUUUCACGGCCGGAGAACGAUGGUUGUUGUGGGUUUUCCGGGCUAUAUUGCCGUGGUCUUGGCAUUGUAGUUCCUGACGUUUCGCCAGCAGCUGUGGCUGGC
Messenger RNA from Eublepharis macularius, 1885 nucleotides. RefSeq names its product ALG5 dolichyl-phosphate beta-glucosyltransferase (gene ALG5). The record is from RefSeq and is a predicted model, not a curated record. The transcript has 10 exons. Lineage: Eukaryota; Metazoa; Chordata; Lepidosauria; Squamata; Eublepharidae. Gene Ontology annotation, cellular component: endoplasmic reticulum membrane. Bases 21 to 992 code for a protein of 323 amino acids.